AUGGUGUCCGACGCGCUUGCCGAGAGGGUUGUGGAAGCCGUCCUGGCCCUGGAGCAAUCCUCCAGCUCUCCGGAUCAGGUGCGAGAGGCCUGUGAGCUGUGCGAUGUUUUCUUGCAGAAGCAGCCCUCUGCGGAGCUUGCAAGGAAGCUGGUCAGCGCCGAAGCUCCGCCAGUUCAACGACUGGGGUUCCAGCUGACGCUGACAUGGAUUCGAUCGAAGGUGGCAGAGAGCAAGAGGCCUUCCGGGCCGGAGUGGACAGCAGUGAAGGCCUGGCUACUGGAACUCUCGGCCUCAGAGAGCUGGAGCCAUCCUAGUACCCCGAACUAUCUGCGACGAAAGUGUGGUGAGGUCCUGUCUUGCAUUGCAAGGUUGGACUGGCCAGGUGCCUGGCCGGAGCUCUCUCCGGCCUUGCUCACUUUGCUCAGAUCAGAAACGCUCGGAGUGGGCCCUGCUUUGGUGAGCUUAGGGGUGUGGUCACAGCUUGCUGAGUCCGUGGUGGAGGAUACGGACAUGACAGCACAGCGGCGUCGGGAAGUUGCCGCCGGCAUGACGGAUCUCUUCGAGAAGCCUCCAGGAGCCCCGGCCUUCGUGGAGGCCAUCCAGGCCACGUUGCAGCGCUUCGGAGGGGAGAGUCAGGUGGUUCGCGAAGUUCUCACGCUGUGCCGAGCCCUGCCCAGCGCAGUUCCGGUGAAGCUCCUGCUGCGGCAUCACUUUGACAAGAUUGUCCAGAUUGGCUUCCAGUCUACCGGUUGCAAGGAGCUCGCAGUGACGGUUCUGGCCUCGUGGGCAGAACAGCUGGGAUCCCAGAAGCCAUCCGGCAAGGGCUCCAAAGGCAAAGGUGAGUCCACGUCGCCAGCCACGCACGACAUCUGUCGAUUAACGGCACUGAUCGCCAGACUCGUCGAAGAAUGCAAGUUCGACAUUGAGAGGCCGCAAAGCUACGGCUACCACCAGCAAGUUGGCCGCGUGCUUGCUGACUUAUGCAGCUUCAAUGCUGCGGGCUUCUGUGAAGUCUUGCCACCUGCCGAGAUGGGCACUCUUUGGGCAGCACUGCUCUUCCUCCUGCGCUACCCCUCUGCAGCUCUUCAUAUCGAUGCAAUGACAAGCAUGGUCUCCCUGGCCCGGCAUGCGCCCAAGAUCUCCGGCUCAGGGCCUUCCCGACCUCUGCUGGAAACCCUGGUGGGUGCCCUACACGUGGCUGCCCUCAAGGCAGACUUCGCUGAAUCGGCAAACGGGGUCCCCGCCUCUUCGGAGCGGAGUGCCUGGCUGCUCCGUUGCUUGGGCCCCGCUUCGAGCCAGAGGAGCCCUUCCACCAUUGCAGAGUGGUCCGCUUGGAUGGCAGUGUCGGCGAGCUUCGACGAGGUCGAGACGACCUCGUCUGGCGAGGCAACGAAGGCUCACAAGGUCGGAAUGGUUCGUACACUUUGCCGAGAGUUGCUCGCCGAGCUUUGCCGACCGGGGGCUACGACGAGCAACGAAGGGGAAGGCUUCGAGGCCCUGUGCCGCUUUGCAGGGGCUUUGGUCGCAAGGGCUUUGGCAGGCGAUCCGGCCUCGAGCUGGACUGAAGAAUAUGACAGUGCCCUGGUCCUGGUGGAAGCUGCGGCUCUGGAGGCUCUCAAGUACGCUGAAAAGAACUCCAUCGAUCCGGGAGCGAUCUCCAAGCCGAUGUUAUCCUUCCUGCAACAGGUUUGCAUUGAAGCGCCUAGCUUCAACCCUUCCAUCGAGCAUCGCAGGCUCGAGUUUCUGUCAUCCUGCAGCCCUUUCUUCAAGCACUGGAGCGAGGAGGUGCUGCGAGAUGCUCUGACACGAGUCCUGGCGCCCAUCCGAUCACCCCACCCCGAGGCUCACAAAGCACAGCAGAAGGGAAUAAAGCUGGAGCAGAGGGCUUUGAGCACUUUCGUGGCCGUCUGCAAGUCGGGCGUCCUCCGUGCCAACCAGCUGGAGGCGCUCAACCAGGAGUGCAUGCAGCUUGCCGGCACCGUCUCCUCAGCACACGCCCGCGGCCAGCUGAUUGAGGCUUUAGCGCUGGCUCUUGCCUCCUGUCCGGACCUG
Molecule: messenger RNA, 2052 nt
Organism: Symbiodinium sp. CCMP2456
Lineage: Eukaryota; Dinophyceae; Suessiales; Symbiodiniaceae
Source: the annotation of a GenBank genome assembly